CCACUAAAGUAAAGUAUAAAAGAAAGGACUCCUCAUUUACCAUCACAUAAUCUACACUGAAGUCCUAAAAGCAAAGGUUUGAUUCAUCAUGGCAGUCAUGAGAGCUCUUGUGCUUCUUUUCUUGGUCUUUUCUUUUAGGAAUGCAGCAGCUGAAGAAAACUGUUCAGAUGGAUGGACACAUUUUGGUAUGAAAUGCUACAAAUUCUUCUUUCAUUCGGUUGACUGGGCCACAGCUGAGAAAAACUGUCAAUCUAUUGAUGCAAAUCUUGCAUCUGUGCGCAAUACAAUGGAAAACAAAUUCCUCCUGAGUCUGAUUGUGCCUGCUGACACACGUGCUUGGAUUGGUGGUCAUGAUGCUGAAAUGGAAGGACAAUGGCUGUGGUCUGAUGGAUCUCAAUUUGACUUUACACACUGGUGCCCUAGAGAACCUAACAAUAAAGGUGGUACAGAGCACUGCCUGGAGAUAAACUAUACUACUAGCCAUUCCUGGAAUGAUGCGCCCUGUUCAACCAAACUGAGCUACAUUUGUGGCAAACCUCUGGGAUCAUGAAAAAUCAAUCUGUUUUAAAAGUACUAUUGUACUACAUGCCUAUACAUUUUUCUGAUCUUAUUUUUAAAACUAAGUAUCUUACUGAACCUUUCUGAAAACGUCUCCAAUCAAUAAAAGCAUUUAUAAAGCAAA
This is a messenger RNA of Paramisgurnus dabryanus, 682 nucleotides long. The record is from RefSeq and is a predicted model, not a curated record. NCBI's taxonomy places the organism in Eukaryota, Metazoa, Chordata, Actinopteri, Cypriniformes, Cobitidae.